Molecule: messenger RNA, 3388 nt
Organism: Patiria miniata (bat star)
Lineage: Eukaryota; Metazoa; Echinodermata; Asteroidea; Valvatida; Asterinidae
Product: arginine kinase-like
Exons: 3
Coding region: 346-1713 (455 amino acids)
Biological process (GO): phosphocreatine biosynthetic process
Molecular function (GO): creatine kinase activity
Source: RefSeq, a predicted model, not a curated record
CACAAGGCCGUCUGACCGUGCGUUAUGCGCUAUGCACCGUACGCCUAGCCCGAGAGGUCCACUGUUACCUCCGCCAAACCACGGAACAGUCGCGUCAACUGCAGCGGUCGCUUUUCCCUUCAGAACGGCAAGACUAUCAGUCAUCAGGCGCCCAACGUUAAUCUGCACGGGGAAGAUAGUGCUUGUGACGUGCUUACUUGCAUUAACUUACCGAUAUCUAACCGAGUUGCAUGAACGAGAACAUCCAAAAGUCCGCAGUAUUGGACAGCGCCCCAAGUUGAGCACGUAAUCCCGACCAGAAAGAGGACGCCCCCUGGCGUUUGCUUCAAAUUGUACCAAUAAACCAUGGGUGGCUGUAAUUCUACCGAAACCACCCCAAACAACCCAUCAUCAGAACCAUCUCCGAAGGCUUCUCAAUCACAGAGCGACAUGGCAUCCUCCGAAUAUGUUACACAGUCUAUGGCGGCCAAGGAUCCUAAGCAUGACCCCUUCUUUGACCUGAUCAUGGACGAUGACCUGGCCAAGAAUCAGUGGCCCAAGCAACUGACCAGCCAUCAAGAAGAAGGCAAGAAAGGCAAGGAUGUCUCCCUGAUGGGUAAGGUUAUGACCCCAGAGCUCUUCAACAAGCUCAAGGACAUCAAGACCAAGACGGCAGGAUGGACCAUCGCUAGGGCCAUGAACACUGGUACUUGCUACCAAUCCUCCUUCGUGGGAUGCCACGCCGGGGAUCCAGAGUCUUAUGAAAUCUUCAAGGAGCUGUUUCAUCCGGUCAUCGAGAAGUACCACGUGGGGUACAAGCUGGAUGGAUCCAUGAAGCACAUCACCGACAUGGAUCCAGACAAGCUGACCGUAGCUCUCAAAGACGAAGCCAAGGCGAAGGUUUUCUCCAGCCGUAUCCGUGUAGCUAGGAACCUCAACUUCUUCCCACUCAACCCAGGAGGCACGGUGGAAACCAGGAAUCAGAUUGCAGAUCUCAUGUCCAAGGUCUUCGACUCCUUCAAGGACUCCGACACCUACUCUGACCUGGCCGGUACCUUCCACCGCCACACUGAGAUGACGCCUGAGGAGACCCAGGAGCUCGUUGACGGUCACUUCCUCUUCCGUGGCAAAGAUAAGAUGCAGGCUGCGUCCGGUUACCAUCGCUUCUGGCCCAAGGGAAGAGGCAUCUUCCUCAACAAGAGCAAGACCUUCGUCGUCUGGGUGAACGAAGGUGACCACCUCCGCAUCAUCUCCAUGGAGCAAGGAGGUGACAUCAAGAGCGUCUUUACGCGUCUCUCGCGCGCCAUUAAGGCCAUGGAAGAAGGCGUGAAGAAGGUCACAGGCCGCGAGAGCGUCUUUGCCAGUGAUCCCGCACUGGGCGUUAUCACCUGCUGUCCAUCCAACUUGGGUACAGCUAUGCGUGGCAGCGUCCACAUCGGAGUCCCAACCAUUGCUUCAGCUCUUGGUCUUGCAGAGAUUGACAAGAUGGCCCGUACCAUCAACUGCCAGGCCCGGGGUAGCAGUGGGGAGCACUCCGCCAUUGUUGACAGGGUCGACAUCUCCAACUGGAGACGUCUUGGCUUCACCGAGUACUCCUUGGUCCAGGAUCUGAUCAGAGGAGCCAACCUACUGUCGGCUCUAGAAGAUAAAUUCGUCAGUAAGGAGGCGGAUGCAUCUAAUGUUGACCAGGUUCUUGCUCAACUUAUGUCUGACGUCACUAUCGCUGGAAAGUAAUUAAAUCAACCCAAUCGUGUUUUUCUUUUCAGAUCUAAACUAGAGACAUUACUUAUUAAUGGUUUGGGGUAGGGCACCAAGAUGGAUCACAUUUUAAAGAAAAAAUCGGAGGCACUGCAGUAGACAUGUUAAGACAAAUUUUAUUGUUUUGUCACAGAGUCUUUCGUUUCUCUUCAAUGUUAAGUACAUUGUACAUGUAUAAUGCUUUGCUUUAUUUAUCGCCCUUGUCUUUUUUUGGCUGAAACAGAAAUAAGGAUUGAAAUAUAAUGUAUCGUUUAAUCCACUUUUUUCCUAAGACGUUUAUUUGUGUAUUUUGUUUGAAUAUUUCCGUUUAAUGUCAGGUUAGAUUUCCAAAAAAAAAUCUGGCUAGGAGAACUAGCCGUAUGUUUCUAAUCUUAUUUGUCACUUUUCCCCCGUUGACUUGUAUUGGGUUAGGCCGGUAUGAGGGGUCAGGUCAGGUACACCAGCUUAUGUUCACGUGAUAAUCCCAAAUGCUGAUUAUAAACUAAGAAUCCCCCUGAAACUUGUCAAUCAAGUUUUCUGAAUGUAAAAGUGGAGCAUUCCACUAUAAACACCAAACAACUGAUCAUAUAUCGCGAAUCAUUUCAUUUUCGAGUAUUAUUAAAUAUUGAAAUACAUGUACACUUGUACAUACACUAUUUGUUUUACUAGAACCCUUAUCAUUUCUGUGAUCUUCAAAAAUAUUCAAAUUUAGCUCCUUUCGUUCCGCUGUUCCCAUAAACAGGUAGAUCUUAGGCUGUGGUUUUAGCUACAAUAAUACCUCGUUUGUAAUACAUGCGCUCAUUAAAUGCUAUGAAAUGAGUCGGUCUGUUACAAUAUUCUUGUAAUCAUAUUUGAGAGAGUAACUCAACGUUUGCAGUGAGAAUGUCAUAUGUAAAUCUUCUAUGUGUAAGACAAAAGUACACUUGUGGGCUAAAACAAAGUCAAGUUUAUUAUAAAAAAAGUAGAUAAUUUAGAUGAAAAUUACUAUUUCUGUAUGCAUAAACGUUCAAUUGGCACUUAACAUUAUGCAACUUUCAAUUUUGACGAAAAUGCUUUUUUUGUGAUUUAAUAAACGAGGCAAAUUACUUAAUAAGGAUGAUGGGAUAUUAAUAAGGGUGUUUGGAUAUUACCGAAUCUAUUCUCAUUUUGCGGUGUGAUUGAAGUGAAUUUUAGUUUUACAAAAAUGUUGAAAAUAUAUACAUUCAUAUUAAGAAACACAAAUAUAAUGGUGAGACAUGUAAUGUAGAUUAAAACAUUAUCCUUCGAUAUGUGUACACCACUCAUAAAAUUGCAAAUAAUGGAGACAUUACUACACUUAUUUCAUUUUGUCUCAAAAAAUACUUCGCACUCAGGUUCGUGCCAAAUGUAAACUGGGUUAUGAACAGAAUAUAUUUCAAAAUAAAAUUGUCAUUCUUACCAGUAUCCGGAAUAACAAAAGAAAUUGCAAGCAUCUGUUCGAAAUAAAAAAAAAUUAUGCAAUUGGUGAAAAUAUUCAAAUUUCGCAAAGAGGGCAAUAACAACUUGCAAACAGUCUAGUUAUAUAUAGGAUUGUUUAGGGGAUUUUGUAUCUAUUUUAUAUGUCUAUGUAAUUCGAGGUAUAGCAGGGGUGAGAUUUUUCCAUUAAUUUUGUUAUUUAAAUGGUAUGAUGAAAUUAAAUAAAUUGCAAAAAUGA